UCGUGAUAAAUCGAUCUUUCUCCAACCAGUUCAUACAUUUCCUCGUCGAAGGUUCUAGACUGCUUCGAGUUUAUUUCUUAGUGCGCGAGAAGUUCCUGGAAGUUUAAUUACAGCGUAGCUGCUACGACAGAGAUCCACGCGUCCGUGUGAGAUUGAUUUUACCAAGUUUUUCGUUGAUUGUGUUCCAGGGGUAUUGAUUAUUUCUGAGAACUGAUUAACUGGAAAAAUGGUGAAAGAAACCAAGUUUUAUGACAUCUUGGGUGUCAAGCCAGGAUGUUCACAGGAUGAUCUGAAAAAGGCCUACAGAAAGUUGGCCUUAAAAUACCAUCCUGAUAAGAACCCCAACGAAGGGGAGAAGUUCAAACAGAUAUCUCAAGCAUACGAAGUCCUCUCUGAUCCUGAGAAAAAGCGUAUAUAUGACCAAGGUGGUGAACAGGCCCUCAAAGAAGGCGGUGUUAGUGGAGGCUUCUCUAGCCCCAUGGACUUGUUCGACAUGUUCUUCAGUGGGGGCUUUGGGGGAGGCAGAGGCAGGAGGAGAGAACGUAAGGGUAGGGAUGUCGUUCACCAGCUCACAAUAUCCUUGGAAGAACUCUACAAGGGCACAGUGAGGAAGCUGGCUUUACAGAAGAAUGUUAUCUGUGAUAAAUGUGAGGGUCGUGGUGGGAAGAAGGGAGCAAUCGAGCAAUGCCCUACCUGUCGGGGAACUGGGAUGCAAGUGCAGGUUCAACAGUUAGGACCAGGGAUGCUGCAGCAAAUCCAGAGCGUGUGCCCAGAAUGUAGAGGUCAAGGCGAGAGGAUCAACCCGAAGGACCGUUGCAAGCAGUGCCAAGGCAAGAAGGUAGUGAGAGAUCGUAAGAUCCUAGAGGUUCACGUUGACAAAGGUAUGACCGACGGCCAGAAGAUUAUUUUCAACGGCGAGGGUGACCAGGAACCCGAUCUCGAACCCGGAGAUAUUAUUAUCGUACUGGAUGAGAAAGAGCACUCCGUAUUCAAACGAUCGGGCAACGACCUUAUCCUGCGGUUGGAAAUCCAGCUCAUAGAAGCUCUUUGCGGUUUCCAGAAAGUUAUAAGGACUCUAGACGACCGUGAUUUGGUAAUAACCACCCUCCCGGGUGAAGUCAUCAAACACGGAGAUGUGAAAUGCAUUUUGAACGAGGGUAUGCCCCAGUACAAGAACCCCUUCGAGAAAGGUCGUAUGAUCGUACAGUUCUGGGUGCAGUUCCCUAAAACGCUGCCUCCGGAGGUGAUUCCGGCGUUGGAAAACGCCCUGCCGCCAAGAACCGAAUGCAUGAUCCCCGACACCGCGGAAGAGGCCAUCCUAGUGGAAUUCGAUCCUGAACAGGAGGCUAGGAGGCGCCACCAUAAGAACGUGUACGACGAAGACGACGAGAUGCACGGUUCUGGCCAGCGGGUGCAGUGCGCUACUAAUUAAUUUAAUUGGAUGUUUACGCAUCGCUAUUCCACGGGCAAGGUCCGAUUCGGUCGACUUCAUGGGAGACUUCAAGCUUCAGUACUUUUUUUAUUUUAUAUUUGGCAUUUAUGGAUUUUUAAUAAACGUAUUAUGUUGUGGGUGUA
Anoplophora glabripennis (Asian longhorned beetle) is the source of this 1575-nucleotide messenger RNA. RefSeq names its product dnaJ homolog subfamily A member 1 (gene Droj2). Gene Ontology annotation, molecular function: ATP binding; Hsp70 protein binding. Gene Ontology annotation, biological process: protein refolding; response to heat. The coding region runs from base 227 to 1432 and encodes 401 amino acids. The transcript is spliced from 3 exons. The record is from RefSeq and is a predicted model, not a curated record. Gene Ontology annotation, cellular component: cytoplasm; cytosol. Lineage: Eukaryota; Metazoa; Arthropoda; Insecta; Coleoptera; Cerambycidae.